Alternaria arborescens is the source of this 1203-nucleotide messenger RNA. RefSeq lists its product as hypothetical. The transcript is spliced from 2 exons. NCBI's taxonomy places the organism in Eukaryota, Fungi, Ascomycota, Dothideomycetes, Pleosporales, Pleosporaceae. The record is from RefSeq and is a predicted model, not a curated record. Bases 1 to 1203 code for a protein of 400 amino acids.
AUGCGUCGCCCACCAGACGCCCACUACAGCUUCACGAUACCCUCGAUCCAUGAUGACACGACGCUCGAUUGCCGCGUGUACCAUCCAGAUACUCUAAUCAAGCCAAAGGAAUCGGGCGAUAUCGUAGAAUGGAAGAGGAGAGGUGUUGUCAUGGCACAUCCAUAUGCACCAAUGGGAGGUAGUUACGACGAUCGCGUAGUUGGUAUCGUGGUAGACGAGUUCCUACGUGCUGGUUGGAUGGUGGGCACCUUCAACUUCAGAGGUGCGCACGGAUCUAAAGGGCGUACUAGCUGGUCUGGAAGACCCGAACUAGAUGACUAUACAUCCUUUGCAGCAUUCUUCAUGUACUACAUGUCCUACCUACGUCCACGCAUUACCUUCGACCUGAAUCUCGCGCCCGAUCAGCUUCCGACCCCCUCAAACCAAAGCGAAUCAUUGUCGGCGCAUGACGACCAAUCUCCCAUAGUCAUACUAGGAGGUUAUUCAUACGGCUCCCUCAUCCUUAGACAUCUGCCACCUGUACCGACCAUACUACAACCAUUCUUAGCUCCAGCGACGGGUACUGCAGCCGAUGAAAUAGUCCUGCGCGCUCGCAGGUUGGCAGACCAGAGCAAUCUCGGAUGGAUCAACCUAGCUCGGGAUGAGACUAGAGCUAGGAGGAAAAGCAGGGCAGGACAUGAAUCGAGACCUCCGGUUACAAUGGGCGGAGAGGAGACUAGCCCAGAGAAGCGUAGAAGUAGCAGAGAUGUCCGAAGAAGUCUCGAAGGCGGUACGCGCCAUGAGAUCAAAACACGGUUGAGAAGCCUUAGCCACAGGCGGAGAGAGAGUCACGAACCAAUGCCACGAUCGGAAGCGAAGAGUGCGACAAUCACAAUGCCCGACGUCCGUUAUCUUCUUAUCUCGCCACUGACACCGCCAAUCUCUACACUUGCUGCACCAGCCUUGAUACAUAGGUUCUGGAGCAAGUCCAAGGACGAUCACCAGGACGUGCUUGGUAAGCACGUAUCUCUAGCCAUCUUCGGGGAUCAAGACGCUUUCACUUCUGCGAAGAGGAUUCGCGACUGGUCAGAACAAUUGAAAGCUGAGCCAGCAUCGCACUUCACCAGUGUUGAAGUCGUGGGCGCAGGGCACUUUUGGAUCGAGAGCGACGUCGAAGUAAGACUAAGAUCUGCGCUGAAAGAAUGGGAAUCCGCAGUACGAUGA